Molecule: messenger RNA, 1253 nt
Organism: Capsella rubella
Lineage: Eukaryota; Viridiplantae; Streptophyta; Magnoliopsida; Brassicales; Brassicaceae
Product: ABC transporter I family member 17
Exons: 2
Coding region: 341-1129 (262 amino acids)
Biological process (GO): phosphate ion transmembrane transport
Cellular component (GO): membrane
Molecular function (GO): phosphate transmembrane transporter activity; ATP binding; ATP hydrolysis activity
Source: RefSeq, a predicted model, not a curated record
UGUUCUCAUUUCAUUGUGGGAACCAAAACAUCAGAACAAGACACCAUUUGAGUUGAGUUGAGUGUGACAUGUCCAUAUAUGUCGAUAUAUGCUGAAAAAAAAAACUAAUGGAGAACUGAACUGAAGAUUUAAUCCGGAGAAGAUUACUUAAAGUUGAGUUUUUUAAAAACUAAAAGAAGAAAUCUUGAUACGCCGUAAUGUGAGUGGUGAAAGAAUUUUAAACGUCUGCAUCAAUUGACUAAUUCCUGAUCUUUGGAACCUAUUGUGGUGGUCAUAUACGGGCACAAGUCUUUUUGCUAAGUGGUUUUGAUAAAAAAAAAAGUUGAAAACUUUAAAGGCGAUGCCAUCACUUUGGUCAAACGAAUCCGAUGGGUUGCGAGAACAUCUUGUGGACGUUGUUGUGUCUGGUUCAGAACCAAAGAUUCGGGUACAUGAUCUGACCCGAGUCGCUGAUGAUGGAUCUCGGAUCUUGAAAGGAGUGAGUAUUGAUAUACCGAAAGGUAUGAUUGUUGGGGUGAUUGGACCUAGUGGAAGUGGAAAGUCAACUCUUUUGAGAUCUCUGAAUCGUCUUUGGGAACCGCCGGAGUCAACUGUUUUCUUGGAUGGUGAAGAUAUAACCAAGGUUGAUGUUAUCACUCUUCGUCGUAGAGUUGGAAUGCUUUUCCAGCUUCCUGUUCUCUUUCAAGGAACUGUUGCGGAUAAUGUGAGGUAUGGUCCGAAUUUGAGAGGGGAGAAACUAAGUGAUGAAGAGGUUUAUAAGCUGCUAAGUCUUGCUGAUCUUGAUGCUUCCUUUGCCAAGAAGACUGGUGCAGAGUUAUCUGUGGGUCAAGCUCAACGAGUAGCACUUGCAAGGACUCUAGCCAACGAGCCUGAGGUCUUGUUGCUGGAUGAACCAACAAGUGCUCUGGAUCCGAUAUCGACAGAGAACAUUGAGGAUGUAAUAGUGAAACUGAAGAGGCAAAGAGGGAUUACGACUGUGAUUGUUUCUCAUAGUAUCAAGCAAAUUCAGAAAGUUGCUGAUGUCGUUUGCCUUGUUGUCGAUGGUGAGAUUGUUGAAGUUCUUAAACCUAGUGAGCUUUCACAUGCUAAGCAUCCAAUGGCUAAGAGGUUUCUUCAACUCAGUUCCUGAGACCAAUUUCUCAUUGUCCUGUGCAAGUCAUUUGCCUUUUUCUUCUCUUGAAUAUUAAUAAUCUCUUUUGAGAGAGGACAAAUGUGUCUGGAUGUAACAACACCUUUUCUGGUUUUAUGUCUUU